GGGACAAGUCCGAACGCAGCCUUUACACUCCAACAAUAUACACACGUCCGAGGAACUAUUUGAACCAUUGUGACAGAAACAAUAGAGAGGAAUGUGGUGGUAAUGCCCUAGGAUUAUCGGGUCAGAAUUACCCCACGUCAAUUUACACCUGAAAGCUGGGACAGGAGGAUCAUCACUCGCCUAUUGAUUGGUGCAUUGAGAAUGGAGGCAUUAUUGAUUCCUUACUAAACACAACAUGUUGAGAGCUCCACCUGGCAAACUUAACAUCGGACGUUAACGGACGUUAACAGGCGUGUAUCGUGUUUAUAUUUAUAUCUGUGAUGUAACGAAUGCUACUCCUCACACGAGAAUAGGGCGGUGUCCGUUAUAUACAUCUGGUCACCUCCCACACGACACAUACAAGGAUUAAUACAAGUCAAGAGGGCUCCAUAAGUGGACGUGUGUUUAAACUUGUACUCUUGUUUAGUACUGACUAUUAACUUUAUGGACAUUUAUACCUGUGUAUACCUGUAGGACCUUAAUUACAGGUGUAAAUUGGGACUUAACAGGUAUGGUAAUCUACCUGUGUGGAACUGUUGGUAUAAAAAGGUGUGAAGAUGUGUUUUAUCCUAUAAAGCACCAGAUUGGUGCCACGCUUUAAAUGGACUUGAUACUGAGAUACGUACACAAUCCAGGAUUAGCCCUGUAGUAUGUGAAUUACCAUACAGUACUCUGACAAGUUAACAUAGCCCACGUAAGUACAGAGAUCUACUCCCAUAAUGACUCACAAAGACUUAAAGUCUCGAACAAUAGACAGCCAGGGUGGUGGCACUAGUCAGACAGAUGGUAAAAAAAUACCCGACUCUGCCUUCGGCUUCAAGAAGUUUAUAGCCCUACCCCAAGGGUUGAAAGUAAAGGCGAGUGAUACCCCCGACCCUACUAACCCCAGACGUCCUCUGCCAGUUAAAGCAGUACCCCUGAAUUCCUUCCAUUCAGGCAAUGACACACAACAAAUAGGGGUAUCCACCACCUAUGUGCCCAGUCAAGUGGAACCCAGGGAAAUAAUAGGUAGUGGUAGCAGUGUAGUGUCACGCGGUCGCUCAAGGAGAAGCAGUGUCUCAUCGACGGGCAGUUCAGGAACACCCAACGGUAGUAUCAGUUCCAUCCCCUCGGAAGUAUCUUAUACCCCACGGUACAGAAAACGUUCGUCCUCCACUCCUCCAGACUUAGGUAGACAGAGAUCCUCACCUGUGGACAGGCGUAUAGGUAAAGUGGUGAACCAGUACUACACUGGUUUGAUUAACAGUUUGAAUAACAAUAACAACGAUCCCUACACUGACGGGAAUGUGUGGAGUCAGGAUGGGGACGACCUAGGCUUCUAUACUAUUGACCAAGGAGAGGACCCUUUGGUUUACAGUGUGGGCUACCCAGGUAACCCACAAGGCUACCCAGGGGACAGGUACACAGGCAACCACGAGGAUGCAUACCUAGUCUCUAGUGACAACACUAAGGUGUUGGAGAACUGGCAACUUCACCCGUCAAGUAAUAAAUCAGUGGAUGACGACCUGACGUCCUCAGGCCACGGAUCUGUCAUGCAUCCUCACUAUGUAACUCUGCCCAGAGGUGGCCAGGUAAUUCACCAGCGGCAGCCUUUACAGCAAGUCCAAUCCAUACGGCCGGCCAUGGCCCACACCAACGGCACCCUCCCCAGGGGAGGGGGACUAGUUGUGUACCGCCCCACACAGGGGAACAAAGAUAUGCUUAUAAUGGGCAAUGGACAUGCCAACCAUAGUGAUGUAAACACACCUCGGGGAAAUCUGUAUAAGUCUAAAGUGAUGUCGUCCAGCAUGCCUACACUACUGGAUGGUAAUAAAAAGGCAGAUAAAAAGUUCUUAAAAGAAUUGAAAAAGCGUGAAAAAGAGGAGAGAAAGAGACUAGAAAAGGAAGAGAAAAGGAGAUUGAAGGAAGAAAAGAAACUACAAAAGGCUUUUAAAAAGGCUCAUUCACGAACUUUACCCCGGAGUUUUGGAUCUUAUGUGAACAAACCUAUUGAGUCUGUGUAUUCGCGUCCCAAACUAUCUCUGUCAGCAGUGCCAAUAGAAUAUGAGGAUAACCCGUCCCGCCCCCAAAGGCUUAGUGCUCCCGCCCCAACACAUUCCCCUCCUCCCCCUCCCCCCGAGCCCAGCAUGAGGACACGUUCCCUCUACAGUAGUGCUCCGGAUCUUCUCCGUCUAGAACAAGUGUAUGGUGCCACCAUUAGGGGCCACCUUCAGCACUCUAAACAGUCGGCACCACGCCCCAGGACUAGUAUUAACCAAGGAAUAUAUACUGUCAGUUCCUAUUCAGCACGGACCGUUGUACUACAGCGUGGACCCGAGGGAUAUGGAUUUGUACUACGGGGCGCAAAGUCCCAGACAAAUGCCACUGGAGAGCUGGACUUUUGUCCGACAGCGGAAUUCCCUGCCCUUCAGUACCUGGACAGUGUUGACCCAGGAAGUAGAUCUGACAGAGCCGGACUCAAGUCAGGAGACUUCCUAUUGGAAAUCAAUGGGGAGAAUGUGGUGCGAGCUUCACACGAUCGAGUGGUACAGCUGAUUCGCCAGGCCGGCGAUACUCUGGCCAUGAAAGUGGUCACAGUACAACGACCCGAGACAGCUGACCAGUGGCUCCAGCACCAAGAUGGCUCAAUGACGCUCCCCGUCCGCGGGGGCAAGAAAGCGGCGCCCCAGCCUCCCCAGCGUAACCCUCACACCUCCAUCUCCCUGACCAAGACCCAGGGCAAGCAGAUUGCAGAGGGCAUGGCGGAACUAGAAAAUGACACGGAAAAGGCCUCUACAAAGAGAGUGAUAAACCGGGCUGGAACAAAAAGGAAAUCAGUACAAGCACCGCUACCACCUGAUCAACUGGACAAGGUGUUGGCUGAAAACGACAAACAGGAAGUGAUGUCACAGGAACAAAAAACAGCCUCGAUACGAUCCAGCCACUCGGCCAAACGUGUAUCCUGUAUAGAACUUGGAGGCUUGGAGAAUGGAGGGGUACAUUCGUCAGAAAAAUACAGGAGUCCGUCGGAAAUGAGGAUAAAGAAAUAUCACCAAAAGAAAACUUCAAGUGGGUCUGUGAUCAACAUGGAAAGGUCGCGUAGUACGUCGGACCUUUUGGAUGGCAAACGGAAUGAGCCAGUAUAUGCCACUCCAGUGGCAGUACCAAGUGUGGCUAACAAGCACAAGCGCACUGCCAGUGGUUCUGGGGAUGUGGUAGACAAGUAUGACUAUGAUGGUGGAGACAAUGUGUCAUUAAAGAGUGCUUCUUCUUACGGAGGAUCUACAGGAAACCUUAAAUCAGCCACAAACGAAAGACCUAAGGCGCCGCCCCCACCCCCUCCAGGAGGGAACAAUGUACCAAAACGACAGGCUCCAGCGCCGCCCAAAAACGUGGAGCCCGUACGACCAGCAAAAACAGAACUAGUGACUAUCAGUACCAGUAAAAAAGUCUACGCCACAACAACUGAAAUAAAAUCUAGUCAAGUUGUUGACCAAUCAGAUCAGUCUAGCUUCAAACCACCAAAUCAGGUUAAAGUGACAGAAGAGCCUAAAAUCAAAAUCAAAUCCACAGUGGAUGUUACGGCAUCACACCAGAGCAAUGCUAGUAGUGUGUCUAAACAGUCAGAUAGUAGUCACGAGGACAUCUCUGAAAAACAUUCAGUGUCGUUUGCUGAGGACAGAGUGAAUGACAGUGCACAGAAGUUCUUGCAGAAACAUCCAAACGCCCAGCUUCUUGUCACGGCAGACGUCCACAUGCGCAAGAAAAAACUGUCUGAGCCCGAGCCAGACUAUGAUGUGGAUAGUGAUGGGGAGAAUGACAAGGCCCGUAACUCUGUAACUGUUAUCUCGGUGGGAGACAAGAAGACAAAGACAGAAUCAACUAAACAAUUAACGAUCAAACGUUCAGACAUACCAUCCUCUGCUGUCUCCAAAAAACAAGAAGAUGUGCAAAUUCCUCCCCCUCCCCGAGAGCCUGCGCCCAAACCUCCAGCAAAAACACAGCCUCCACCUUCACCAAAAGUAUCCUCACCUCCAUCACCAAAGGCGCCAUCACCUGCACAAGCCAGGCAAGCCUCACCCACACCAGUCAGGCAGGCCUCACCUGCCCGCCACACAUCUCCAGCCCGCCAACAAUCACCAGCGAGACAGGACCCACCUCCUAAAGUGGAAGAGGAGAAAGUAACGGAGGAAUUACCUGUGUUUGCUCCUCCUCCUCCUGCUCCACCAGCACCCCCACCUCCUCCACCUCCUCCUCCUCAAACCAAUCCUGAACCAUCCCCAUCACCCAUGGUGGGGCCUCGACAGACAGGUGAUGGUCCCACAACUUCACUCCUCCCAACAGGAGACAUCCUGGCUGCUGUACAGAAACGACGUACCAGAAUGGAGACUGAAGGACCCAAAGUAACGCCUGUAACACAGAGAAAACCAGAGGCCACAGACAACCAGGCAGCUAUUAUAGCAGCUGUUGCUAAGCGACGACAACACCUGGAGCAGAAGUCAAACACAGAUAUACUUGACCAGAUAGAGUCUAAAUUACACAAAACUAAGAAACUUCAGUCAGCCAAACUGUUCUUCUCCAGUGAAAGUGUGGGUAAGAAAACAGAUACAAAGACACAGGAAAUGCCAAAGUCCAAAACAACCCCUGUUAUCAUCUCAAAAGCUAAUCCAAGCACAGUGACAACAUCCAAGGUAACACCAAAUGUCACACCUAAAGUGGAGACAAAGGUCACACCAAAGGUUGAGACAAAGGUCACACCAAAGGUCGGGACUAAAGUUGAGACUAAACCAGAAAUUGUCAACAAGAAGACAACAGCAUCUGCUCCAAUGAAACCAUUGUUUGAUAGCAAUACUGUCGGCAAGGUAAAGGUCACUGAGGAAAAGAAAGUUGUGACCAAGCAGAAGUCUGUGGAAUCAGAUGAAAAGAAACAAACUACAACAGAUUUUCUGGCAAUGGCAGAGAAGGCCAGGCAAGACUGGCUGCAGAAGAAAGCGAGUAGCUCAUCUCUGUCCUCAGGAAGUCCCACCCAUACCUCUACCACAGCAACUACAGUACGAGCUAAGUCUGAACCUCCCAAAUCUACAGGGGAGCCUGACUCCGUCCAACACUCAAGCAAACCCACAUCACCCACAUCACCCACCAUGACCACCGCCAAACCUGACAAACCUAAAGUCAAUGGGGUGGUAAGGAAAACUUCCACCACCUCUACACCGCUAAAGACCUCCAGAGAUACAGACCUGAUAUCUCGCACAACUUCCAUACGGGACAGGAUAGCUAGCUUUGAGAAAAAUAAAAAAUCGGAAGUUACUAAUGGAAAAACACAUUCCACCUCUCCAAAAUCUCCUCACUACAAAGUACAGGGGGUGACGACAGACAGUUCAGCCACAGAUACAGGGAAGACUAGUGCCCUCCCCCCUCCUCCAGAGUUUGGGGAUGUCGUACAUGUGGACAUCAUUCCACCGCCUUCGGGCUACAAACACGAGGACACAGACAGUGUGGUGUCAUCCGUAUCCACGCUGUCCACACUGUCGGAUGAUCAUGCUGACUCAGGCUAUAGUUUAUCCAAGAAAAAUUCCUACGAGGACCUCAUUCCUCCACCUCCCCCAGGCUUUGAUGAUAACACAGAUCAGGGCUAUGAUGAAAUGCCGGCUGUGAUUCCCCCACCCCCGGACUUUGAGAGUAACAAAAACAACAAUGUGAUAGUGAAGCCUGUGAGAACAAACAAGCCAUUCUUGUCUAAGUCUGUGGACACCUGGCAGUGUCUGGAUGUCCUUGAUUGGUUAGACAGUCUCAACAUGACUCCAUACAAAUCAAGCUUCCAGGAACACUGUAUUGACGGCAAAAAACUGGCAGGACUUACACGCAAUGAUUAUAUAGAACUAGGCGUCACACAGGUAGGACAUCGCAUGAAUCUGGAACGUUCCAUCAAGAAAGCUGCUAUGCGUAAUGGCAGUGUGUCUUGAGAUGCCAAGGCACUAUUUUACACUGCAGGUUCAGUGUAUGUGAGUGGAUUAUAGCCAAUUAACUCCACAGGAUUAUACAUGUAGUGUGGUAGAAUGUAUCUACAAUGGCCAGGAUUAACCCUAAAGUGAUUGAUUCAGUAUAGGUAUAAAUAAACAUAGGUAAUGUACUGAUCUUCAGGGAUAUUGGAGUCACAGGAGUGUACUGGGGCCUGUGUUACGACAAUUCUUAUAGGAGUCUACUAGGGCCUGUGUUACGACAAUACUUAUAGGAGUCUACUAGGGCCUGUGUUACGACAAUACUUAUAGGAGUCUACUGGGGCCUGUGUUAUGACAAUUCUUAUAGUAGCGUACUAGGGCCUGUGUUAUGACAGUACUUAUAGGAGUGUACUAAGCCCUGUGCUAUGCGGAUACAUGAGUGUACUUAUUGCCUGUGUUCUAAUGAAUGCGUGCAAAUAUAUUGUGGAAUAUUCCGUGUAAAUACUAUAAGUGGAGUUACUAGAAGCAUUCCAGGAGUCCUGAUGUGUGGGGUAUCCAGGAGUCCCGAUGUGUGGGGUAUCCAGGAGUCCUGAUGUGUGGGGUAUCCAGGAGUCCCGAUGUGUGGGGUAUCCCGGACAGUCCUGAUUUGUGGGGUAUCCCGGACAGUCCUGAUUUGUGGGGUAUCCAGGACAGUCCCGAUGUGUGGGGUAUCCAGGAGUCCCGAUGUGUGGGGUAUCCAGGAGUCCUGAUGUGUGGGGUAUCCAGGAGUCCCGAUGUGUGGGGUAUCCCGGACAGUCCUGAUUUGUGGGGUAUCCAGGACAGUCCCGAUGUGUGGGGUAUCCCGGACAGUACUGAUGUAUGGGUUAUCCAGGAGUCCCGAUGUGUGGGCGCGGGCUAUAUACUCAGAUUACAUUGGACAGUGACCUAUUGACAGUGGCCAGUAACAUUUACCUGUCAUAUGACGAAGCUGGGAGAUGUGCACUCCCCAUCUUGUCAAGUGUAACAAACAUUGUGUAAAUUAUUGUAGCAGCAUUAUAAGGAUCAACAGGAUUAUCUACAUGGAUUAAUGUCCUAUUGAUAUGGAUUAAUGUCCUAGUUAAGGCUAUUGUCAUGGUUGUUAAGGUGAUGUGGGAAGUGUACACGUCUUCCAGACUGGGUUAGUCUUACAAUUGUGCUAUAUAUGUGUGUGUUCAUUUUGUUGGCCAUUUCCUGAGCUUUGACUUCCUGUGCUGGAGAGUUGUUUCCCUUUACAGAUACUGUUUACAGAACAAAUGUGAUAUUACAUGAGUAGUUAUAUACAGACAGUGAUUAUCAGUAAUGUUGGUAUCCAGUUUGUACAUAGAAUGUAUAACCACACUAUCUAUACUUACCUUGAGAGGAUUGGGAGAGUUAGAAUUAUAUAUUCAGUUUUAUAACACAUCCAGCUAUUUGGCUGUCAUUACUAAGAACUAUUAUCAUACAAAUAAGAGGAUGGUUAUUGGUAUAGAUCUAAGACUCAUCACGAUCAUUUUAGGACUGAUCAAUAUACCGAAAUGUUUCAGAAAAAUGACAAAUUUAAUCUAUGUUAUGUGUUUGAAAAAAACCUACUGUCAUCAUAUUCAGUUUAUAUCUUGUAAUUUGUAAUUCAUGAAGGUCACAGUGACCCACUUCUGUUUCUUCAUGAUAAAAAUGACCUACAUAUUUGUCCAUCAUAUCAGUUGUCUUCUUCUAUUCAAAGUCAGUGGUAACACAUAUUUCAUCAAACAGAAAGUGAUAAGUUAUAUACAUGUAACUUGUACAUAGUAGAUUUCACACCCUGUUGUGGUAUAUUAUACAGAUACUGGUGUGUUUCAUUCUCAAAUAUCACAAUGUCUCCGAGUUUAAGUUCUGUCUCUUUUUCAAAUUAGGAAAUUAAGAAUAAGUCGAUACAAAUCUAUCGUAUUUAACUAUAAUUGAUCAGGAGGUUUUACUUGAUUAGCUACAUUUGUAAGCUCCUACAUUACCAAACUUUUACUUAACUUGUCAUUUAAUCCAUUACACCAGAGACUGACUAGUAACUACACAGUGGCCCUGAUCAAAUGUCGAUGGUUACCCUUAGAAACGGAUCAUGGGUACAUGGGUACAUGGUUACCCUUAGAAACUGAUCAUGGGUACAUGGUUACCCUUAGAAACUGAUCAUGGGUACAUGGUUACCCUUAGAAACUGAUCAUGGGUACAUGGUUACCUUCAGAAAUUGACAAUAAGUCUGAAUCGUAAGGUGUAAGGUUUCACACACGACAGUGGAGUGGGUAGAGGUUAGAUUACUGGAGAGUUGUGAUUGUUUAUUGGUUGUGUAAUUAGUAUUUAUUAAAGACUACAAUGAAAAUGAGGGAAUAGUGAGUGCCAUUGUGAUCUGUGCAAUAUCUUAGUGAGGGGAUGGGGAAGAUAUGGUGUAUAGGACAGAUAGUUUUUUUUGGGGGGGGGGGGGGGGGGGUGAUAAGUCAGAAUAUUGAGUAAGUAUUAUGUCAGAAUAUUGAGUAAGUAUUAUCACUGUAUCUCACAUCUCUCUUGUUGGUAAAUGGUUAUUUUAAAAAAGGUGAUAUAAUGUUACUUAAAAGUGUUUAAUUUUGACAAUAUUCACAAUGUAUACUCCUUUUUUUUCUUUUUCAAAAUCUUAUUUGUAAGUUUCAGCUCCAUUUCAUUGUCAUUAAGCAGAAAAGUAAAAUUGUAUGUAAAACAGAACAAAUUAACUUAAGAUGUGAUAUUGAAAUUUAAAAUCGUUUAUUUUCUGUUGAAAGUGUAAUUUUGAUUUUAAUGUUGUUACAUUUUUGUGGGUACAAGUUCUCAGGUAUACUGUUUAUGUAACUUUGUGUUAAGCCAAAAAUGAACUUGCUCUGUGUAAAAUAUCUCGUGAAGCGAGCCAACAACUAAAGCUAUAACUGUCUUUCAGUCAUGUGAAAUCACUUUGAGCCUACUUCUUUGUGCCAUUGACUUUAAUACAGUACUAUAACACAGUAAAAUGACUCGUUUUGCCUCUGUGAUUUGAUAUCCUUUAUAUUCCUUCUAAUUAGUGAACAAUUAAUUUGUAUCUUACCAUUGUUUCUCAGACAUGCCAGCUACAUUUUACUGUGUGUUUGUUUAGAAGUGUGUCUAUUCUAUUGUCGUUAUAGUUGUGCAAUUUAUGCUGCUGCUUUGGUAGUGAAGAAAAAAUAAAUUUUCGGUAUUCCUAGAAACAAGGAAUCAGAAGGCCUCCUACAUUAUCCAAGACGGUCUUGUAAUUUUGGUGCUGUUAUUCAAACGGAGACGUAUCGUUACUGUUGUGUUAGGUAGACGUGUUUAUACUAACGGAGACGUAUCGUUACUGUUGUGUUAGGUAGACGUGUUUAUACUAACGGAGACGUAUCGUUACUGUUGUGUUAGGUAGACGUGUUUAUACUAACGGAGACGUAUCGUUACUGUUGUGUUAGGUAGACGUGUUUAUACUAACGGAGACGUAUCGUUACUGUUGUGUUAGGUAGACGUGUUUAUACUAACGGAGACGUAUCGUUACUGUUGUGUUAGGUAGACGUGUUUAUACUAACGGAGACGUAUCGUUACUGUUGUGUUAGGUAGACGUGUUUAUACUAACGGAGACGUAUCGUUACUGUUGUGUUAGGUAGACGUGUUUAUACUAACGGAGACGUAUCGUUACUGUUGUGUUAGGUAGACGUGUUUAUACUAACGGAGACGUAUCGUUACUGUUGUGUUAGGUAGACGUGUUUAUACUAACGGAGACGUAUCGUUACUGUUGUGUUAGGUAGACGUGUUUAUACUAACGGAGACGUAUCGUUACUCUAGUGUUAGGUAGACGUGUUUAUACUAACGGAGACGUAUCGUUACUGUUGUGUUAGGUAGACGUGUUUAUACUAACGGAGACGUAUCGUUACUGUUGUGUUAGGUAGACGUGUUUAUACUAACGGAGACGUAUCGUUACUCUAGUGUUAGGUAGACGUGUUUAUACUAACGGAGACGUAUCGUUACUGUUGUGUUAGGUAGACGUGUUUAUACUAACGGAGACGUAUCGUUACUCUAGUGUUAGGUAGACGUGUUUAUACUAACGGAGACGUAUCGUUACUCUAGUGUUAGGUAGACGUGUUUAUACUAACGGAGACGUAUCGUUACUGUUGUGUUAGGUAGACGUGUUUAUACUAACGGAGACGUAUCGUUACUGUUGUGUUAGGUAGACGUGUUUAUACUAACGGAGACGUAUCGUUACUGUUGUGUUAGGUAGACGUGUUUAUACUAACGGAGACGUAUCGUUACUCUAGUGUUAGGUAGACGUGUUUAUACUAACGGAGACGUAUCGUUACUGUUGUGUUAGGUAGACGUGUUUAUACUAACGGAGACGUAUCGUUACUGUUGUGUUAGGUAGACGUGUUUAUACUAACGGAGACGUAUCGUUACUGUAGUGUUAGGUAGACGUGUUUAUACUAACGGAGACGUAUCGUUACUGUUGUGUUAGGUAGACGUGUUUAUACUAACGGAGACGUAUCGUUACUGUUGUGUUAGGUAGACGUGUUUAUACUAACGGAGACAUAUCGUUACUGUCGUGUUAGGUAGACGUGUUUAUACUAACGGAGACGUAUCGUUACUCUAGUGUUAGGUAGACGUGUUUAUACUAACGGAGACGUAUCGUUACUGUUGUGUUAGGUAGACGUGUUUAUACUAACGGAGACGUAUCGUUACUGUUGUGUUAGGUAGACGUGUUUAUACUAACGGAGACGUAUCGUUACUGUUGUGUUAGGUAGACGUGUUUAUACUAACGGAGACGUAUCGUUACUGUUGUGUUAGGUAGACGUGUUUAUACUAACGGAGACGUAUCGUUACUGUUGUGUUAGGUAGACGUGUUUAUACUAACGGAGACGUAUCGUUACUGUUGUGUUAGGUAGACGUGUUUAUACUAACGGAGACGUAUCGUUACUGUUGUGUUAGGUAGACGUGUUUAUACUAACGGAGACGUAUCGUUACUGUUGUGUUAGGUAGACGUGUUUAUACUAACGGAGACGUAUCGUUACUGUUGUGUUAGGUAGACGUGUUUAUACUAACGGAGACGUAUCGUUACUGCUAGUGUUAGGUAGACGUGUUUAUACUAACGGAGACGUAUCGUUACUGUUGUGUUAGGUAGACGUGUUUAUACUAACGGAGACGUAUCGUUACUGUUGUGUUAGGUAGACGUGUUUAUACUAACGGAGACGUAUCGUUACUGUUGUGUUAGGUAGACGUGUUUAUACUAACGGAGACGUAUCGUUACUGUUGUGUUAGGUAGACGUGUUUAUACUAACGGAGACGUAUCGUUACUCUAGUGUUAGGUAGACGUGUUUAUACUAACGGAGACGUAUCGUUACUCUAGUGUUAGGUAGACGUGUUUAUACUAACGGAGACGUAUCGUUACUGUUGUGUUAGGUAGACGUGUUUAUACUAACGGAGACGUAUCGUUACUCUAGUGUUAGGUAGACGUGUUUAUACUAACGGAGACGUAUCGUUACUGUUUUGUUAGGUAGACGUGUUUAUACUAACGGAGACGUAUCGUUACUGUUGUGUUAGGUAGACGUGUUUAUACUAACGGAGACGUAUCGUUACUGUUGUGUUAGGUAGACGUGUUUAUACUAACGGAGACGUAUCGUUACUCUAGUGUUAGGUAGACGUGUUUAUACUAACGGAGACGUAUCGUUACUGUUGUGGUAGGUAGACGUGUUUAUACUAACGGAGACGUAUCGUUACUGUUGUGUUAGGUAGACGUGUUUAUACUAACGGAGACGUAUCGUUACUGUAGUGUUAGGUAGACGUGUUUAUACUAACGGAGACGUAUCGUUACUGUUGUGUUAGGUAGACGUGUUUAUACUAACGGAGACGUAUCGUUACUGUUGUGUUAGGUAGACGUGUUUAUACUAACGGAGACGUAUCGUUACUGUUGUGUUAGGUAGACGUGUUUAUACUAACGGAGACGUAUCGUUACUGUUGUGUUAGGUAGACGUGUUUAUACUAACGGAGACGUAUCGUUACUGUCGUGUUAGGUAGACGUGUUUAUACUAACGGAGACGUAUCGUUACUGUCGUGUUAGGUAGACGUGUUUAUACUAACGGAGACGUAUCGUUACUGUUGUGUUAGGUAGACGUGUUUAUACUAACGGAGACGUAUCGUUACUGUUGUGUUAGGUAGACGUGUUUAUACUAACGGAGACGUAUCGUUACUGUUGUGUUAGGUAGACGUGUUUAUACUAACGGAGACGUAUCGUUACUGUUGUGUUAGGUAGACGUGUUUAUACUAACGGAGACGUAUCGUUACUGUUGUGUUUAGGUAGACGUGUUUAUACUAACGGAGACGUAUCGUUACUGUUGUGUUAGGUAGACGUGUUUAUACUAACGGAGACGUAUCGUUACUGUUGUGUUAGGUAGACGUGUUUAUACUAACGGAGACGUAUCGUUACUGUUGUGUUAGGUAGACUUACUUUAUAAAUAUACAUUCCCGGGGUAGUAUCAUCUCUAUUCAUUUAGUUUAUUUUGGUCCCAUGGAUCACAAAACAUCUGGAUCAAGUCGUCUCCUGUUCUCCAUGUAUCACAGAUCUAUGUGGCAUUAAUUUAUUUCACCUUCACAUAAUAUUACCGUUACAUCAAUAGCUGUUUUGAUCAACAAAGAACUUAUCAUGCUUGGGUGUCUUUAUUUGAAUACCUUGAAAUCAAAGAAUCUGUAUAAAAUGUAUCAAUUUCAAGUACUUAACGAAUUGUGUGAGGUUGAGGCGAGUGAAAGUGACUACUAAGUGUGUUAGGGGAUUUCCUAUAGUGUUUAUAUACUGGUGUCUUUAUAGGGUAUAUAUCACUGACCAGCUAUACAAGUAUUGUAACUGAAAAUAAUUUAUUAAUUUUCAAAUUUGAUUGAUAAUUUGAAUAUUGACUAUAUCACAUGUGUACUUAUCAGAUUCUGGCUAUUUUGCAAGAAAAUUUAUUUUCGUAUCAUUCAAUGAUUCUUUGUUCAUGGAUCACAAUAAUGUGAUGAAUAAAAUUUUAACUGUGGA
Pecten maximus is the source of this 12966-nucleotide messenger RNA. RefSeq names its product protein shank-like. The coding region runs from base 759 to 5981 and encodes 1740 amino acids. The record is from RefSeq and is a predicted model, not a curated record. Gene Ontology annotation, cellular component: postsynaptic membrane; dendritic spine; postsynaptic density. NCBI's taxonomy places the organism in Eukaryota, Metazoa, Mollusca, Bivalvia, Pectinida, Pectinidae. The transcript has 9 exons. Gene Ontology annotation, molecular function: ionotropic glutamate receptor binding; synaptic receptor adaptor activity.